Choloepus didactylus (southern two-toed sloth) is the source of this 2550-nucleotide messenger RNA. RefSeq names its product nucleolar and coiled-body phosphoprotein 1-like. NCBI's taxonomy places the organism in Eukaryota, Metazoa, Chordata, Mammalia, Pilosa, Megalonychidae. Gene Ontology annotation, cellular component: nucleolus; nucleoplasm. The record is from RefSeq and is a predicted model, not a curated record. Gene Ontology annotation, molecular function: protein binding.
UAUAGCCUGGAGGAUGGCGGACAUUGGCUUGCGCCGCGUGGUUCCCAGAGACCUGUAUCCCCUCGUGCUCGGCUUCCUGCGCGAUAACCAGCUCUCGGAGGUGGCCAACAAAUUCGCCAAGGCGACAGGCGUUACCCAGCAGGAUGCCAAUGCCUCUUCCCUUUUGGAUAUCUAUAGCUUCUGGCUCAAGUCUGCUAAAGCCCCAAAGCGGAAGUUACAGGUAAAUGGGCCAGUGGCUAAGAAGGCUAAGAAGACUUCAUCCAGUGACAGCAGUGAGGACAGCAGUGAGGAGGAAAAAGCCCAAGGGCCUCCAGCUAAGAAGGCUGCUGUAUCUGCUAAGCUUCCUGGAAAGGCUGUGGCCAAAGUAUUAGAGAAUAGCAGCAGUGAAGAAUCCAGUGAUGAUGAGGAGGAGGAGGAGGAGGACAAAAAGAAAAAGCCUGUCCAGAAAGGAGUUAAGCCCCAAGCCAAGGCAGCUAACAUUCCUCACAAGAAGUCCAAGAGCUCUGAAUCUGAUUCUGACUCAAGCUCAGAGGAUGAGGUACCAAAGAACCAGAAGCCAAAGACAAUAUCUGUGGCAGCGAAAGCACAGGCCAAAGCUCCAGCCAAACCAGGCACACUGGCUCGGGCAGCUCCUAAAGUAACAAACGGCAAAGCAGCUAGCAGCAGCAGCAGCAGCAGUAGCAGUAGCAGUAGCAGCAGCAGCAGCAGUGAUGACUCAGAGAAAGAAAAGGCAGCACCCAUCCAAGAAGGUCCUUACAGUUCAGUCCCCCCACCUUCUGCUCCCCCACCAAAGAAGUCCCUGGGGACCCAGCCCCCCAAGAAAGCUACAGAGAAGAAACAGCCGGAAGAAAGCAGUGAGGAGAGCAGUGAUGAGUCUGAUUCAAGUUCUGAGGAAGAAAAAACUCCCCCGGCUAAGACAGUCAUCUUUAAAGCAACCACUAAACCAACUCCAGCAAAAAAGGCAGCAGAAAGUUCUUCAGACAGCUCAGACUCCGACAGCUCUGAGGAUGAAACUCCUGCCAAGCCAGUUAGCAUCACCAAGAAUCCUUCAAGUAAGCCAACUGCCACUACCAAACAGCCUGCAGCCAAAGCAGCUGUGGCUCCCAAGCCACCUCCAGGCAGUGGUCAUAAGCCUCUGGUCAGAAAGGCUGAUAGCAGCUCCAGUGAGGAAGAGAGCAGUUCUAGUGAGGAGGAGGAGGAGGAAAAGGAGGAGAAAACAACAAAGACUGUGGCCAAACCUAAGUCCAAGGUGAUGGCCAAAGCAGCUGCAUCUCUCCCUGCCAAACAGACCCCUCAGAGUAGUGAGGCCAGUAGCUCUGAUUCAGACAGCUCCAGCAAUGACGAAGAGGAGGAGGAAAAAAAGACAUCUAAACUCCCAAUUAAAAAGAAGCCUCAGAAGGUAGCAGGAGCUGUAGCCCCUUCCAAGUUGGCCUCCAAAAAGAAAGUAAAGGCUGAGAGCAAUAGCAGUUCUUCCUCUGAUGACUCUAGUGAGGAGGAAGAGGAGGAGGAGGAGAAGCCAAAGGGCAAGGGUACCCCAAAGCCGCAAGUACCCAAGGCCAAUGGCACGUCUGCACUGACUGCCCAUAAUGGAAAAGCAGUCACAGACAACAAUGAGGAAGACGAGGAGGAGGAGGAGGAAGAAAAGAAACAGGUGACAGUGGCAGUUUCCAAGCCAGGUUCAGGAAAGAAGCGGAAGCAGACUGAAGCUGCCAAGGAGGCAGAGACUCCUCAAGUCAAAAAGCUGAAGCUCCAGACCCCCAAUACAUUUCCUAAAAGGAAGAAAGUAGAGAAAAGGGCAUCAUCCCCAUUCCGAAGGGUCAGGGAAGAAGAAAUUGAGGUGGAUGAUCGAGUGGCAGACAACUCCUUUGACGUCAAGCGAGGUGCAGCUGGAGACUGGGGGGAGCGAGCCAAUCAGGUUCUGAAGUUCACCAAAGGCAAAUCCUUCCGGCAUGAGAAAACCAAGAAGAAGCAGGGCAGCUACCGGGGAGGCUCCAUCUCUGCCCAGGUCAAUUCCAUUAAAUUUGAUAGCGAGUGACCUGGGGCCAUCCAUGGUGAUGCAGGGGUGAUGAUGUGAGACCACUCACUUUCCCCAGUGGACCUAGGAGCCCUCAGUUCUCUUAGGGGAGGUCUGGGUGAGGGCAGCAGUUUAGAGUAGAUCUUAAGACUUUGCAACUUAACAUCCUCCCUGGUCCUUUUCUGUGAUCCUAGUUUUGUACAGAUUUGUUUAUGAGUAUUGUGUAGCAGGGACAAGCUAAAGGGAGUGUCAUUUUUUAAGAAAAUUUGUUUUAGUUGUUGCCUUCUCCCUGUUCUGUGAAAGUCCUCAUACAGAGAAAUUUGUGUAUUUUAUAUUAAAUCAUUUCCUAUUGAUUUUUGUUGUAAUUUUCAGAGGCAGGUUCCCACAGACAAAAAAUCUUAACCAUUGUCCAAGACAUAAUAAAGGUCACGUGUGAAUUUUUAUAAUUUAUUUGGAGGAGAAUUCUGCUAUUAUGAGUACACAUGUGGUUCACUUUUCCUCCCUCCUACCCAUCCGCAAAACCCUGGUGAGGGGAA